Messenger RNA from Liolophura sinensis, 1044 nucleotides. RefSeq lists its product as uncharacterized. Lineage: Eukaryota; Metazoa; Mollusca; Polyplacophora; Chitonida; Chitonidae. The record is from RefSeq and is a predicted model, not a curated record. The coding region runs from base 1 to 1044 and encodes 347 amino acids. The transcript has 11 exons. Gene Ontology annotation, molecular function: protein binding.
AUGCUGCAACGAGAAGACAAAACAGUUUGUAAGAGGCCAGAAGAGGAACUAAAGGAAACCAACACGCCCCUCCUACUGCCGAGAUGUAAGUUGAGUGCCAGUCGGCAUCAGCAGUAUGCUGCUGAGGGUGCUAUGCCUGUGUUACCUGCCCUGGAGUCUGGCACAGCUGACCUGGGAGAAGCUCACUGGAGAGAGGUGAUGGGCCAGACAAAUCCAUCAGGGAGGUACAGCUUUGUCAGCGGUGUUUCAGAAGGGAAGUUCUAUGUUGCAACGGGCCAGGGCAGGGACAAGAUUUUCUACAAUGACAUUUGGGUGUUUAAAUUCAGGACAGAACGCUGGGAGAAGUUACCAGGCCAACCUCAGCCCUCAUUUUUAAGCGCCAGUGAAUGGAAUGGUGUUUCUCAGUUUGCAUACAGCCCUCAGGCACGAUAUGGGGCUGCGGGUGGGAUCUUCCCUGGUUCCCCACACCUGUACGUGUCCAUGGGCUUCUCCAAGCAGAGGUACUAUGACACAGUCGUCUACGAUGUACAUCAGAGAUCUUGGCACUCAGAAUUCCCUUGUUAUCAAUGUCACCCGUACAGCGUGACGUACCCUCAUGCACGAUGUCUUCACAGCGGGGUCAUGGUGAACUCUGAGGAGCUGGUCAUCUUUGGGGGAUGCUUAACAGGUGGUGGUGUGGCUGGCCCCUGCCCGUCUGGGGACUCAUGGCUAUUUGAUGGUAGGUCAAAACUCUGGACAAAGUUACAGGAUUGUGUUAUGCCGAGUAUGUAUGCUGCCAUGGCUAUGCUACCAAUCAGCACAGGAGAGAGGAGAGUGGUCCUGUAUGGAGGAAUAAACAAAACGCCACAGGUCCUAGAGACUGUGCCUACUAAAGAAAACGAAAUUGGAUUGUUAAAUCCUGGCUCAGGACUGUGGACACGGAGGAAAACGUUAAGUUCUCAGGACACCUACCCCAGUAAGAGAGCAUCCGUUGCCAUGGCCACGGGAGAAGAGGGUGUCUAUAUGUUUGGAGGAUUUGAGACUGAAGGGUGUGUCAUUAUAUAG